AUGAAGACGUUCAUAGCUGUUCUCCUCCUGAGCGCCUGCGCGACUUAUGCCUUCGCUGAAGAGCUCCAGAUGCCUUUCAACAAAGCCGUAUUUCAGUUCCUGGACGAGCGUCACGAUGAGAAAAUGGCACAGGUCUUGAGAGACAACGGACUCCCAGAGGAUACUUUACCAGCAGCCGACGAGCGGGCCGAUCCACCGGCCUUUUUGGUAAGCAUGCGUAGAGCGAGUAUAUUUGAUCAAAAAUGGAUAUGCUAAGAAACACAGAAAACAGAACAUGCAGGCUGCAGGCUUGCUAUCAUUUUUCUUAAUGGGGAGACUAAUCAGUCCUCCCAAAAACAGCGGGAGUAGUAUUGCUUAGAAAUGAAGGCAUAAGUAAGGCCGAUGUGAGAUUAGGUUCAAAGAGUUAUAAGUGAGAGUUGUAACUUAAAUUCAAAGGCUUGGAGGUGAGUGAGGAAAAUUUUCUAAUUUAGGGUUAAUUUACUGCUUUAAUUUUGAAUGGUGGGACUUUCAGUAUUGUUUUAUACUGGAGGGUCCGCCCGAAAUGGGGAAGUUUUUCGGUUAGGCUUAAGAUACACGAAUAGACCGAUUUUUAUCAGGCGUUUAAUUCUGUGAAAGUCUUGGGGAAUCCCUCGUGCCCUUAAUUGCUUCACAUUUGGGUACUCAACCAGUCGAGCCCGUGAAACAGGGCAUUCAAUAGGGCAAGAAUAGUCAAUUCUACUUGAAAUUAAGAAUGGGAUUUGUAAUAGCAUUUGUAAUACAAUGUAACAGGAUUCCUUCGAUUCCUUGACCAACUUCUUGUUGAAAGCUCCUAGUCAUUGUUCACAUGCGGAGACCCAAAGACUCGUGUUCUCAGUAAGUGGUCCGUCUGGUAGGCAGGAAAUCAUUAAGACUUGUAUCCAUCAUGUUUCAUGGUAGUCAUUUGUUUAAUUGCAGGCACCUUGUAUCACGACAGGAAAGCUAUGUUGGAAAUUGGCCGGACGUGAUCCGUGUAAAAAAUUGGAGUGCAUCGAUUGCUUCCUCCGUUGUGCUGUUGCUAACCAUCCUACCCCUCUUCCAAAACUAACAAUACGCCAGGUAAAUGAACUAAAACAGAACAUAGCUAAACAAAACAAAAAAGAAAGCAGUGUUUGUGUCAGUGACAUGGACACAGAGCCAGAAGCCCAAUUCCUGUUGUACUGUGAAGAUCUUGGAUAGGGUCCCUAAUGAGAUUUUUCGAGCCCGUCAUCCAGACACCGGCAAAUUUUCGCUCAAUCCUGUUACCCAGUUUGUUAUCAUUGGCGACCCGCUUCCCGAGCCCACUUUAAGUCACAAAUCUCGUCUUCAUUGCUCCCCAUUUUGCUUUCAAAUCGGGCCGAAUCACAAAUCCCGUAUCCCUGAAAACGUUUAGGGCACUCCGUUUGGAAUUAUCUAAUGAGAAAAAUUCUGGAACUCAAAUUUGUGUUUAAUGCAAGUGAUGCUUUUCUUCUUGAGGAGCAUUUGAAAACUGCAUCACUUUUAAAAUGAUUCAAGAUUAAACAUUUGAAUACUUAAAUGCUUUUACUAAGCAUUUUCAACAAUUUGAAAUUUCUUAAGGCUAGAAAGCUAAUAUCUGGUGUUUUAACAGAUAAAGUAAAUUUUUGCGAAAGUCGGGAUCUAGGUAGGCGUAGAUGUGCAGUACAAAGUUAUCUAACAUCAACUAAAAGCAUUUGAAAGAAAGAAAAGACAAACCCGAGUUUAGAGUUCAUUUUUCUUGAGACGGGUCUUGGGGCACUUUAGGUUCUUUUGAAGUAUUGCCACAGUCAUAAUUUGAAAGGUCAGGGGUGCCGCAUGGUAAAUAUCACAAAUUCAACUACCAAAAUACAUGGGGUUGUUAACAAAACUGGGCCGCUUAUUUAAAGUUUUGUAUAUGUGUAACUGUCCUCUGUUUUCGUUUUUCCUUUGCAGAAAGCUUGUUUGGCUCUUCUGUAUCUGUGCAGAAAGCACAGUCCAUCUUGUGCUGGUGAAUUGUGCUGCUUCGUUCGCAUCAAAAGAUGCUUUAAAGCGUCUGGACACUAAGAACCCGCAGAGAAAUGUUACACUGUCACAUUGGCAACGAAUAGUUGAUAUCGUUCAAAAUAAUGUGCAAUCAGGCUCGUUUUUCAGUUGAUAUACUCUUUUAUUAACUUGUGCAGACAUUUUUAAAUUAAAGGGAAUAAAAUAUCUAUAAAAAGGAUGGCAAUGUGUCCAUUUGGUCUAAUAUAUUUUUGUCUUUUUGUAGUUUGUUGACAAAUUAAAGACGACAAAUUUCAAGGUUUUUUCCUGAAAAUUUCAUUUAAAUGUUUGAGUAUUGUAAAGGAGUUUAAAAGGUGAAUAAAACGAUCAAAUAAACCAAGGAAGCACAAAAGAUAGGUGAUAGUCAACCUUGGAAUAUAAAGGAUUGUAUAGAACGGAGAAGAUUCGCUAUUUGUGUACAGAAGAAGACGAGUUCAACUUCUAGCCAGGCGUUUUUGUCCCCUGACGAUUGUAGCCUAGACCCCUUAGAGCGUAAGUGCGUAGCCUUGAGAUUAACUUAAUAAAUGAAUGAGUUAAAGCCCAGUUUCUUUGAGUAAGAAAGGUGCUGCCUGAGCUAGGAAGCAUUUAGCGCUUAUUUGGCGUCUAGUCCAUUCUCUUCUGAGAAUAGAACCCUCAGCUGGCUUCCCCGGCCCCCUCUCUCCGAAAAAUGCUUCUUUUGUUCUCAUCUAAAACUUAUAAACCUGCGUAUUUUUAAUAAUCUGUAUGCAGAAUGACCAUCUAUACGGAUUUCUAUACAAACCAGAAAAAGACAGACUUAUUUUUUCACGAUGCAGGAACAUUUCAUUUUGGCCGACCCCACAAAAAGACAAUUUGUCAAAAAAUUAAACCAGAGUCAAGAUAAAUACACUUAAAACGAAAAAACAAUCGUUUUCUUAUGGUAGGAUCAUGUUUCAAUACUCUGUUACCCUUCUGUUUUCCUUCUGUCACUACUUAAGAACCAAUUUGAUUUGCUGUCCAAGAUUUUUAUCCUGCUUUGCAAAUGCUGGAAUGAUUCUGCUCUCGUAACCAACAUGUCGAAUUCUAAAUAAUUACGUCUCGAGGAGUUAGAAGAGACAAACUAGGGGGUGUGGGGAAGGGGAGGAGCAACAUGACCACUUACUUAUUAACCUUUAAUCAUGUAAACUUACACGCAUUUCGCUUUUACAACCUCCUUUUUAAUGAAUGAAAAUCUUAGUCAAUUAGCGAUGUGCAAGUAAGCUUCUGUGCUAAUAGUUUAGACCACGUGACACUUAAAGACCUUAAGAUUCGAGGACGAGAACGACUACGAGUACGAGAUUUGUCUUUAAGGUUUCUCACGCAUUCUCAAAAAAUAGACUACCCGGGAAAACUUUAUUGUCCUCUUUUCACCAGAAAAGCUAGCACUGAGUGUUAUCUUUAUUGAAGGAGGUUAUGCUCUCUCCCGGUCUCAAAAUGACAAAACCUCUAAAAUUUGAUAACUUGUUUCCGCCACCACGACUUUCUUGCAAAAACGCGUAGUAGAAUGAAUGACGACGACUAUCAAGUUUUCCCGACAAAAUGACGAUGGGUCACGCGUAAGCACAAAUCUCGUGGUCGUGGUCGUCCUCGUCUUUAGAGAAUCUAAAGGUCUCUCUCAUUGCGCAUGCUUAUUAAUUAGUUUUUGUGCUCGUGUUACAUCCAAGUUCGCGUGUGCAAGCCACUUAAAGGUUUAUUUGAACAGCUUUGAAACGAGAAAAAACUAAUUUUCUAGUUUUUGUGUGCCGUUGUUGAAAUAUAAGCACAGCAAGUUAAAGGAAUUUGGACGUACAAUUAUAAACUGAGAUAUUGACAGAAGAUUUCUUCUUCAUCUUUUGUGUAUUUCUUAUUUACCUAAUGUUAAGUGUUAAUUUGUAGCAAAAUCAUUUCGAAUUGGGCCGAUUAAACAAACUCUUAACUAAGCUUUUUAAAUCACCCACCAGCCCAACAUUUGCAGUCACUAUCUUUAUUUCCUGGCUUCAGUUAAAGUUAUUUUUAUCUCUACCCAGCUGAAAAUUAGGUGAUCUAAGUCGAGUUUCAACUGUUGUUAGCAAAUAAAGAAGAAUUUUCAGCGAUAGUGCUAUACAGAAAAAAAAUUAUACAGGAAAUAUACAGGAAUUUUUUUUCCUGCUCAUUUAACGUACGCGUGCAGCCAUCGUAUAAUUACCCGUAAAAAAUUUUUAUUCAGUUCAAGCUCAAAAAUGGUGCAGGGAAAAAAAAUUCAAGGGAACAGAUUCGGCGGCAGGACAGCGUAUGCCGACAAGGAUCUACCCAUACUUAUCAGAAGAUGUCUGACUCGACAACAGAGAGGUCGUUACUGAUAAGAUUCACUACUACAAUGUUAAGAAAAAAGCCAGUUAGGUUCUGUCUUAGAAUAAAAGCAGGAAAACUUAAGAAAGAUGUUGCAUAUUGAUAAAGGCCAGUCUUAACGAAACUAAACAUACAAAGUGUUGUAUUUAUUAGCCCUGCUGCUCCUCAUUACCUUCCCGUGAUCUUGAUUAUUUGAAUUGUUUGUCAACAAGUCAACUAAGAAAAGUACCAACUCAGGGGCGGAUCCAGGAUUUUUUGCAGAGGGGAAGUGUCUCUUGCUCUACUUUUUUAAACCACAUAUUUUUUUUGCAGUCCAGUUUCUUCAGGUCUUUCGUCCUUGCAACUGCGUUAGGGGAACUGUCUUAUUUUUUAUAGCUUAUUCUUUUUUUCGUCCUUCUUCCUUUCGUCCUUAGUUAAGGGCCUAAUUUUUACUACUUUCAGCUACCAAAAGUGAGUAUGGCUCUCUUAAGACAAGAAGAAUAUCAAGAGAACAAGGAUUAGGUGGCGAAUAAACGACUUUGAGUUAACGUUAGUUAGUAUAUAGCUGCAAUGUAGUUGACAUGUCAACAAAUGUUAUCUUCCUCCUGUGCAAAUUUCGUUAAAAUUUGCUUAAUAAUUGCUCUGUUAAUGUUCUACUAUGACACGGUAACGGACACUUAUUGAUCUUCUAGGGAAAUAUAAUUAUCCCACCUUUCUGCAACAUUUAGUGAAAUGUUUCUUUAAGCUUAGGAUAACUAUACAAAGCUGGCUAAACAAAAAAGUGAUGUGCUUUCUGUUAUGGCACGACCAUCCAUUCUGUGCAAAUAUCAUUAAGCGCUCUCAGGUUUAGUAAACAUUUAUCACGACAUUUUAUUGACAGUCAGGCAAUGUUAGUUAAGCAAGGGGGCGACGCAUUUAGAAUUGAAAAUUACUAAGAGGAGCCCCUCUGGACUAUGCAAAAAUAAGUACAAUAAUUGCUAGGAAGUUACCUACUUACCAAUUAUACGCAAUUGUCUAAAAAGUGGUGGGGGAGGGGGGGUAAUAAUUAAUGAACAACUGGAGAAUUUUGGGCAAUUAUUAUUCUUUUCUCUUAGUCUUUCGUGCCAUUUCCUUUUGCUUAGCUUGAUAACAGUUCUAAUGUUAGUUUAACCCAAUGAUAGUCAAACAAAGCUGGUUUGAGCACAAAACUCACUUGUUCAAACAUUUUUAUUGUAACCCUAAUUAAUCAUAGUAGUUGAGACUGCGCAACCGCAAAGUGACAUCAACCAUGUCAGUGUAGCUACAUAAGGGGCUCUUAUUCCCCUGAAAGAACAGUGUCGUUGGUUCCACUGAUCUUGAAGACACAAUGAAGACGUUCAUAGCUGUUCUCCUGUUGACUGCCUGCGUGGCUUAUGCCGUUGAUGAAGAGGCUUUUCACGAAGCUGUGUUUCAGUUUUUGGAUGAGCGUCACGAUGAAAAAAUGGCACAGGUCCUGCGAGACAACGGACUCCCUGAGGACACUUUGCCGGUCACCCAGGACGACGAUGACUACAAGAAAAAAAGACUACCGGUUUGGAUUGUACGUACAACCAUUUUUUAACCUUUUCUUUUUCUAAGAACGGGGGGGGGACUCACUCAGUAGAGCGCAUUUAGAUCCAAUAAUCUCAGGGGUGGGGGUGGGGUCGCUCAGUCAGUAGAGCGCGGACAAAAUAUCCAGCAAUCUCGGGGGGGGGGGGGAUGGGGGUGAGCCGUUUUCGUCGCACUUUUGUUUCAAAAUAAAGUGACGUUUCUGCUGAUUUCUCCUGAUUUAUGACGACUCAAGGGGUUUAAGGCCUGUAACAAAGGGGUGUUCUGAGCAUAUGAGUGGUUGGCAAUAUCUAUCGCUAGGAGACAGAACAAAAUGAAUUUUUCCCCGAAAGUAAAUCUUGACGUUUUCUUGUGCCUUAACGUUUCAUUAUGGUCACGUGACAUUUCACGUAACCAAAAAUUGAAAAUGAAGGAAUUUGGCGAAUUGGUGGCGAAUUUACUUAGUUUUGAUAAACAAAUUUGGCAUUUCUGAAAGGGGAUCUUCAACAUACCUAACUUUCUACGUUUGGAAUGAAGCUACGCAAAGUUUACAAUUAAAGGCUUAAAUAAUUCAAGGUUAAAUCUGGGCAUUUAAAAUGAUGUUUUACAUCAUAAUUUUUUUUCGAAUUGCAAUGGACUGUCAUUCCAAACGUGAAGUGUUAAAAAUAUUCAAUAUGAAUUAGAAAAAUGUUAUUGCUCGAUUUUUUUGCUUAAACCGGCCACCAAUUGAUCAAUAAUUUACAAUUUUUAACAAAAUGGUCACGUGACAUAUCAAGUGACUUACUAACACAACAUUUAUACUCUAAACUGUUAAGGACGAUGAGCUGUUUAUGUGUGCCAAAUUUUGAUUCAGCGACAUCAUCUAUGCCGAAGUUAUAAUCAAUCAUUCUUUUUUAACAGGAAAACCCCUUAAUCCCAGGCCUUAAAAUACUUGAGGAACCUCUGUUCAGCGGCCAUUUAUCGGUACCCCAAGGGUAACCCGGCGUGAGGGGUUCAACUGCAGUGGCGGAUCCAGGGGCGGGGUCUGGGGGGCCCGGGUCCUCCUCCCUUAUUUUUAGACCAAACUUAGGUGAGGGCCGAACAUUUUUUUUUUUUUUUUUGGAGACCGCCUCCCCGCCCCCGUUAUCAGGAGGUCUGAAUCCGCCACUGAACUGUAUAAUGUUUUUUGCACUAACUAACAUGUUGGUUAACUCUAUUACUACAGAGACCUUGCAUUUUCCGAGGAAAGCUAUGUUGGCACUUGGCUGGAAACAACGCUUGCAAAAAAUUGGCCUGUAUCGAUAAAUUCUUCAAAUGCGUUAUCAAAAGACACCCCAAACCUCUUCCAACACUUAAUCCACUUCAGGUAUGAUAUAUAAACUGAACAAAAAUGCGCGUUCCCAUAAUGCGGCUGUUAUUCCAAUUAUCAUGCAAUGUAUUUUGCUACUAUUUAUUAUUAUUAUUAGUAGUAGUAGUAGUAGUGGUAGUAGUAGUAGUAGUUGUUGUUGUUGUAAUUAUUGUUAUCUUUAUUAUUACUACUUCAUGCUAAUAUAUAAUUAUGUUAUAUAUCCAGCUUGAUUUUUGAAAACGUUACUGCCGAAUGCAUCUCUUCCGUGAACCCCUUUUUUUUUUCGGCCCAAGAAUAUCUCCAAAGUAGCCAUAAUAAACCAAGAGUGCAUGAUUCUUUAUCUUCUCUAGUUCGUAGACCAAACAUUAUCGAGAAAAAAACACCUCCUUUUACAUUACUUCGUUGGAAUGCCCUUAAGCUUACUUUAAGCAGGCAGGAAAUGCCAGUGAAUUUCAACUUUUCUUCCUAUAUUUUCAAAAAAAAAGGGAAACAAAAGAAAAGAAAACAUAUUGAGCAAACACUCCUACGUAACGUCUUUUUUUAGAGAGGGUAUUACACUUUAUAUUGGUUAAAAAGAGCUAACAAAAUUGUGGCCCUAGCUAGAAUUACAAUCAUUCAAAAACUAGACUAAUCAGGCGCGGAUCUAGGCCAGGAUAAAAAUGCUGAGCGCUGUGCCGAAGGCGCAAGCUUCUAAGGGGCGCCGGUGGCAUAAUCCCCCGAGAAAUAUUUUUGUAUUUUACCUCCCUAAAGUCCUAAUUCAUUCCUCGAAUGAAGCAUUUGUCUAAGCCAUUUUCCAGGUUUCAACAUUGAUAAUUUUUUAUUAUUAUUGAAAUAAACCUCUUACGAAAAAUCCAACCUAUUUCCGUAAAAACGGUGUGGAUCCCGCGCCUGGACAUAAAUUAUUAUUUCUUAUAAACCUGUAUUUCUUCACUUUCUCAACUUGCAGAAAGGCUGUGUGGCUCUUCUUUAUCUGUGCAGAAAGCACAGUCCAUCAUGUGCUGGUAAAUUAUGCUGCUUCGUUCGCAUCAAAAGAUGCUUCCAAGCCGCUAAAGGUGAAUGA
Messenger RNA from Porites lobata, 8225 nucleotides. Lineage: Eukaryota; Metazoa; Cnidaria; Anthozoa; Scleractinia; Poritidae. The record is from the annotation of a GenBank genome assembly.